Molecule: messenger RNA, 8278 nt
Organism: Brassica rapa (field mustard)
Lineage: Eukaryota; Viridiplantae; Streptophyta; Magnoliopsida; Brassicales; Brassicaceae
Molecular function (GO): nucleic acid binding; zinc ion binding
Source: RefSeq, a predicted model, not a curated record
AACAUAUAAAAAUCGAAUGUGGACCUACUUAUUUUUCAAUUGAAUGUAAUUGACUACCUAAUUGAGUGCCACCUAUGCAUUGGGGCUUCUUUUAAUUAAUACAAAAUUGAGGUUACAUCUUUUCAAAUGUUCCUCAAUUAAUAUAUAAGGGAUAAGUCAACUCCUCGUUAAUUCUAAGAAAAUAGAAUAUCUGACUGCUUAGACUUAAUAUUACUUGAAAGAAUAUUUCCCUAAGUGUAUUUUGAAUAGUAACCAAAGUCAAUAUAAUUAUUAAAAAUCCAAUUUCAAUGUUAAGGAAAAACUAUUUCAGUUAAAUGUUCUUUUAACAUGCUUAACUUAAAUUGUUAAGUUUAUUUUUCAUAUGUGAACUGAUUGUGUGUUGUAACAAAUAAGAAAUAUUCUGUAGACAUCUAUUUGGCUAAACUGAACAUUAGUGUGAGUACGAAUAUGUUUAUUUAUUUUCUGGAAAAUAGAGAGUCAAAAGAUGUACAAAUGAGAAAAUUAAUCAGAUUGUGAAGAAAAUUAACAUACUUUUUAUGUCUUACUGUGAUUUUGAGUUAAUGAUGUUUACUUGUUGUGAUAUUGACACAAACAAAUUGGUUACUUAAUUAGAUAAAUAGGGUAUUAGGGUUGAUAUAUAGGGGACAUAGGGAGAUGAACCCGUACUUUUAUGGGGCUUAACAAGACGUAUGGCUUAAUUUGGAAAGUUAUUUAAGUGUAAUGCUUCUGACUCAAAUAGAAGGUAACUAGACUUUUUCUCUCAUCUCCAACUACUCAAAAUUUAAGUUCUUCCAUCGCAAUUUUAAUAAAAGUCGACCACUAUAUAUGUUUUGUAUGACAAGAAUAUCAACUUCUUAUAAUCGAGAUCCCCCCGGCAUUAGAUAAAAAGCGAAAUAUUGUGUAUGUGGAGGAAAUGAAAAGUGUAGAUUUUCUGAUAUUUUUCUUUAUUGAGUUGAAAUAAACAUAUUGAAUUAUUGGGGAGCACAAUGCAUAAAUUAAGUAAGAUUAUGCCACAAGAAGAGGGAGAAUAGCAUGUGAUGUGUAGUCUUUGAUCUCCAUCUUUAUGAACCCAUUUAGGGUAAUUGGAGAGAGUGUAAGAAACCAAUAUACAAUGCAUAUUCAUAUUUUGUGUACAAUUAGCUUUUGUUUUUUGAGCAACGUGCAAUUGGCUAUAUGCACCCACUUGCACAAGGUACUUCAUUUUCUUUUGAGUGACCUUUUAAUUUAGUAAUUCUUGAUAUUAUUCUAACUUAAUAGAUUACCUUCUCUAAAGUAUUUUAAAGUAAGAGUUAUAGUAGAAUUAGGCUGCAAAAAUGCAUUUUUGGAAUGAAAACUUCCUGAAUGUUUAAUUCAUGUGUAUUUCAAAAAAAAUUUACCAGUUACAAUUAAAAAUGGAAUGUAUAUUCCAUUUCAUCCCAUUCCAAAUUUUUUUUGAAAUAAAUGGAAUACUGAUUUCAUUCUAUUUAAUUCCAGAAAUAAUAAUUUCUAUCAUUCCACAUAUUCUUUCUAUUUGUCACCAGUUACACCUUUAGUAAGAAAUUACAUAACUAAACACUACAUUUCUAUUUCCCUAGCAUGUGAAAAUAAUUGAUAAAUGUAUGAAUUAGUAAAAAUAUAAAAAACUAUAUGUUUUUAUAUCAUACAUAUAGAUAAAUUUAUUAGGUCAUUCAUAAGAGUUAACAACUCAGGUCCUUUGGAUAAAGCUUCCAUGGUCGGAGUGGGUUUUAAAAACUACUUCCUAUAUUUUUAAAUGAUGUAUGUUUUUGUGUGUUUGCAUAUAUUAGUAAAAUAUAGUAACAGUUGAUUAUAAAUACAUUUUUUUUUGUACUUAAAUAUUUUCAUAAGUUUAACCAAUGGUAUUUUAAUAACUGCAAUUUAUUUUUAUAAGUUUAUAAUGUAUCAUUCUUUAUUAAUUAAUAUUUCAUAAAAUGUAAAACAUAUAUCCUUUUAAAAUAAACUUUUAUUUUCAAAAUUUGAUUUUUUUAGAAAGAGAUGGAGGUUGCUCUCUACCAUAAUUUGAUCACUAUUGUUUUUUUUUGUUUUUGUUAACCACUAAGCGUUAUGUUAUUAUAGGGAAAAUUUCAAGCCAGUGCCAUAGUCUCGCUGCGCUAGAAUCAAAGGACCACAUAUUGAAGGUAGAUUCAUAAAAUUUACACCAAUUUUAGAUACAACAGCAUAUAUAUGUUGAGGUUAAAACCAUAGAUCUCACAACAAUUGUUAUACUAUAAUAAAAAUGCAGCUUUUAUCCACACGAAGACUCUCCGUAAUAGAACAAAAUUACAGGGGGGCACUAAAUCGGAAGGAAUACAAAAGAACAAUUUCUUAACCUGUUAAAAGAAUCAUAAAUGUGAACCGGAUGAUGAGCCGUCAUGGGCCUCUAUGGCUGCUCAUAUCCCAGUUAUGUUUUUUCUUGUGUUAGAAAUUCUGAAAAUAUGUGAAUGGCCUCAUCUGAUACAAACAUGUACAAGAAAGAAGCAUGUUAGACACAAAUAAAAGAAAUUUUUUACUCUCUCAGACACUUUCUCACUUUGCAAUUUCAUCCCAAGCCACAUUCCACUUGACAAACACAUUAUGAGUGUUCUUUGUCCAUCUUACCCUUCUUUCAACUCAAACAUUAUUUUCUCUAUAUAAACAUCCUAUUUCUCUCUCGUUAUCUAAACUGAAUCCAAGAACACAACCCUAUUAACAUCAACGAAACAAUCCAUUGUCAAUAGCAUCAACCUAAACAAAACCUUAUUCUCUCCUCUUCACUCUAAAGCUUUCUGUAAUGGAGAUUUAGGAAAGAAGAAAGAGAUUGAAAAAUUGAAAGAAUAACAGUCGAGGGUUGGCGAAAUCAGUUUCGUGAGGUGAAACCUUCUCUUCUUGACAAAAAAAAAUUUCCAGUUCUGUAGGCAUAAGGAAACGGAGAUCCCGUAGAUUGGAAAAAUCCCGACAUACAAGGUCAGUUUUUGGAGAAUCUUUUCUAAUUUUCCCAGAUCCUCACACAUCUCAUUUGUACUACAAUGGUGGAAUCUCUCUUCUCCACAAAAACCAUAUCUCCCCAUUGAAAAAGCAUCUUAAUUUCUCAGACCCUCGAGGGUACAAAUCUAGAACGAAAUUGAAAUAGGAUCUGUCAAUAUCUUCAAUGGAGAAUAUGGUUUCGUGGUGAUUCCGGCGACUCGAGAUGAGUCUUGUUCGAGUCGACUCAGUAUUAGAGUUUUUUAGUCUUUUGUGUUGUGAUACAACGAGAUUGUUUCGGGAGUGAACCCAUAGAGAUAGCGAGGAUGAAUUAGGAGAAACAUCAUGGAUUUUGGGUUCGAACUUGCGUCUGGUUGUGGUGAGUGAGGAACGAGUCAGGUCGUCGUUGGAGAGGAUGUGUUGUGUUUGUUGGAGAGGAGAAGCUUAACUCAACGAUUGAUUCCACCAACUCGAGUCGUUCUUCCUGGGUUAAUUCAGAAGUCCUGGUGAUGACGAUCUCAAGCGCUUUCUCUCUCUCUCUUGGAGGAAGACGACAAAUUUGAUUAAACUUUGUUUGUGGACGUGGACACAAAACCUUGUCCACAACUUUUGUUUUCUAUCCAUAUAUUAUUGGUUUCCGUUAUAGUUUUUGGCAGUAUCAUGGAAUUGUAUCAAAAACAUAUUUGUUGGUUUUGAUUUAGUCCACAACUUGUGUAUCAAAAUAAAGAAAUUAUGUAUGGACAAAAUCUUUUUUUUUUCUUUUGGUGAGAGUUUUGAUAGUAGUCUGUGUCUACGUUUUGUGGUAUAACUUUAGUAACAUGAGUCCAUGUCCACGUAAUUUCCUACAAUUUUGUGGAAUCAAAACAGAGAGUUUGUCCACGUUAUCUACUAUAAACACAUUAACAUCGUCUGUCCACACAUUACUCAUCAUUCAUACACACAUCACUCGUCCACGUAUAUUCCGUCCACAAAUCACCCAUCCACGCAUCAUCCGUCCACACAUCACUUUAGUAUCCACAAUUGUCAUUUUCAUUAAGGGCAAAAUUGUCCAAAGUCUACCACUGGCCCACAACAAAGUGUGUCACAUGUAAGAAGUGUCUUUAAGUGUAAGAGAAAGUCAAAAAGUGUCUCUUAGUAUAAUCAACUAAAUAAAACAUAAUCCAGAAGCCAACAAACAACAAUCUCAAUAGAGAGAUGGAGAGAUGGAGAGAGAGAGAGAGAGAGAGAGAGAGAGAGACCCUCUAUUGCCUCUUGUGACCCAUAUGAUGUAGAAUGAACUCAAACUGUUUGUUAAUAUCUCUGUCGUGUGGUGGGUUUAUCUAGCCAGCAUUCUUCUAUCAACCUAGGGGAUACAAAAAGUGGACCGGGCCUAACCGGUCAAUGUCAUGGACUAAACGAAACAAUGAUGCAAAACUGUCCCUUCCAGUUUAAUGGUGAAGAGAAAAUAAGACUGGCGUUUUAAGUCCAUGAGGGUUAAGCUUACUUAAUUUGAUGGAGCUUUGAACGAUGGCCCUCUUUGCAAUUAUAAGCUUCACUGUCUUCUUUUUUAGCAAAGGGCAUUCGUCGUCUAUCAAUCAUCUCAUCGCCAAAACUUUUUUAAAAUUUCUUAUCGUUUAAUUUGAAUUCAAACCUUUUGGAAAAGAAUUUAAGUAGGUAGUGCAACAAAUGUCAACAACAUUUCUGAUUAGAUCCUUAUUGUUUUAUUCAUAAAUCGUUUUUUAUCAUUCUGAUAUAAAAUCCAAUAAUUCAAAUCCUUGGAUAGUUCACCCUUAUUCAAGGAGACCAAACUACUUUAACUAGACUUAUACUAGAGAAAUAAUCCCACAAGAUGCAUAUAUUUUACUCGGAUUAUCUAGACUAUAAAAAUUCCGUGUCUACUACUAUACCUAAUGGGCUUAUACGAAGCCUAAACAAUUUAUUUUACUCUUUUUUAACACAAAACAUAACUUUUGAUUAAAAGCUCAGACCUCCGGAAGAGGAAAGAGAUGAAAUAGCCGUACAUAAUGCAGUCUUAGCAAGAUGAUCAGCUGCUGAAUUUGACAAUCAAGCAACAUAUUUAAAGGAAACAGUGAUGAAAAGUAGAGAUAGUUGAUCGAUGUCCUGGUCUCCUGGAUGAUCCCAUAGAGGUCAGCCGGAGGAGCCUUCGAAGUGAUCACUAUUAAGAGCGUUUGACAAUCUGUGUUGAAACAGAUUUUGGAGUAGUCCCGUGCGUAAGCUGUGAGGAGAGCCCAUCGAGAGCCAGUGCUUCCGCAACGAGCGGUGAGGCGAUAUUUAGUUCCACCCCAGUAGCUUGGUGAUCAGUACCACCCGCUUUGUUCUUGAAGAUACAUCCAAACCCUGCCAUGUUGUUUCGAGUCUCCAUGCGGUGUCUGAGAAACAUGUAAUUAGAUCAUCCAGGUCGGGAGUGAUCAAUGAACUGUUUGAGCAAUGUGUCUGAGUCCGAAAGAGAGUAUCCAAUUUGGCCAUAUUCCAUUCCCUUGCGCUCCAUUGUGAUCCUUAGUUUGAGGGGGAGAAUGUGAGAUAACAAACUAAGUCUCACAUUGAAGAAUUAGACAAAGAGUGUCUAAUAUAUAAAGAGAUGUCCAAUUCUAUUAGUACGAGGCCUUUUGGGAAGGAAACCAAAAAUAAAUCCAUGCUGACCAGCCUCUAAGGCCCAAAGUGGACAAUAUCGUACUAAUAAGAUAAGAUAGAGUUGGACACGGGAUUUAACAAUCCUAACAAUUGGUAUCAGAGCGCAGUUGACGAGAAAUCUGUAAGAAAGACCGAAAUACCCUUUGAAUGAUGAAUGAGUGAUGAAUGGGUAUGUGAGACACGAGAUGAAUGUGAUCCUUAGUUUGAGGGGGAGAAUGUGAGAUAACAAAUUAAGUCCCACAUUGGAGAAUUAGACCAAAAGUGUCUAAUAUAUAAGAAGAUGACCAACUCUAUUAGUACGAGGCCUUUUGGAAUGGAAACCAAAAGCAAAUCCAUGCGGGCCAGCUUCUAAAGCCCAAAAUGAACAAUAUCGUACUAAACGGAUAAUAUAGAAUUGGACAUGGGAUUUCACAAUCCUAACAUCCAUAUGGUUUUUGAUACUGUAUUUUCCGGGGUGAUCUGUCUCCCUUCUAAAACUAGCUUGUUCUUCAGCUAUCCAAAUAUACCAACAUACCCACAGAAAAAUAUUUGAAGUAACGAACUUUUUUCAAAAAAAAGUUUGAUAUAUUUUGACAAGUUACCUUUCCUAUCUUGAGAGCCUUAACGAAGUCGAUGCAGUUUCCUGAAUCAAAUUGUGUUUUAAAACAGAGAUAAAGACCACACCCUUUUACUCUUAAGGGAGGUUUUUAUCGAAUCAGCUUUCUUUCAUUGAACAAUAUAUAUUAGUAAGAUUAACAAAAAAAUGGAGUAAAUGAUUCGUCGAGUAUAGUAAUUUCUCACGCGCUGAAGACUUUUCUCUCCAACCUGAGAUCCCUUUCGUUCUUCCUUCACCGUCGCUGUUCACGGCGGCGGUCCCCACCCGCCUCCAUGGCAAAGAAAAACCCCCCCAAAAACAAAGCCUCUCAUCGUGUCCCCACUGGAUCGACACCCUCUCGUUCUAUUGCGUCGAACUCGUCGACGAAAGCUUCGACUGAGCCAGCCUCUGCCGUUGCAAAUCAGACCAGUUUCGUUGCUGCUCUGCCUGAAAUACCUGCUCCUCUGUCUUCUACCGCGCCCGGUGGAGCCACUGAAGUAGAUCUGUCAAUUUCGGUGCCUGAUUCUUCUACAGCCGCCGUCGCGUCACUACCUAAAGAUGUUACUGUCGAACGUGAGAAUCCUUCAAUGGUAUCUCAUCAAGCUGUUGCCGCCAAUCUUCUGAGUCCAGAGACUUGCGCCAACAAAAUGGAAAGCCCCAAAGCUGUGAUCCUAGCUACAGUGUCAAAUCCGAGUUCUGUACCUACGGUUUCUGUUGAUAACAACAGAGUUCCAAUUUUGGCCAUCUCUGCUGUAACCGGUGGUAGCCCACCUUCAUCCUCCGACCAGUUAGGUGGUUCGCAGGAACAGUUGCAACAAAGGAAGUCUUCAGCUGAUAUUUGGAAAGGUUUUGUAAAACCGACAAAACUAAAGCUGCAGCCGAAGGAAACUCCUUACACUUUGGAAUCUGGUGAAGCUUGUGUCACUAUCCCUAAUGCUGUAGUGGAGAAAAAUAAAAAAGCUUGGGAGUGUUUCAUUCUUGGGCAGUUUUACGAGGAGGCUCCGCCCCGCGGAGCGGUUCAUGCGAUAGUUAAUGGUAUAUGGAGCAAGCAGAGAAGAGACAUUUCAGUUUCAAAAAUGGAAGGAAAUGCUUUUCUUCUCAGAGUUCCCUGUCCAAAUGCGAGGCGUCGAAUCCUGAGUCAGCCACUUUGGCAAAUUGACGGACAGACAAUGUUUGUAGCCAAAUGGGCACCAGGCUUGCAACAGGUUAAACCUGAGCUGGAAAUGGUUCCUGUAUGGUUGGAAUUCACGGGAGUUCCUCUUCAGUUCUUCAACAAAGAUGCCCUUCAAGAGAUUGCAGGCAUAGUGGGCCAUCCAGUCUGUCUGCACCCUUCGACUGCAAACUUGACAAACAUUGAGGUCGCCAAGGUCUACACUGUGAUUGAUCCGAGGAAGCCUAUACCAAAGUUUGUGAAUGCAAGGUUUGAGAGUGGUGAUACCCGACGCAUUGGAGUAUCAAGCCCAUGGCUUCCUUCUUUAUGUUCUUACUGCAAGAAAGUGGGUCAUAGUAUAUCACGCUGCAAGGCUGCUCCUAAAACCUGCGCAUUGUGUAAUUCAGUAAAGCACCCAACUUCGGCUUGUCCAAGAGGGCAGGGUGUUCCUGUCAAGGACAAAGGCAAGGCUCCAAUAAAGAGUCUGCUGCCUAUUACUCCCAAAAGGAAGAAGUUGAAGACAGUGUACAGAGAAGUGUUGAAAUCCGUCCCACCGGUCUCUUCCAAUCACCCUCCUUCUCUUCCUGCUGCUGCGCCCUUGGAACACCAUGCAGGACAAUCAGAAUUUCCCUUAGGAGCUCUGAAGCCUCCUCGUGCGGAUAUUGCUUCUACUUCGAAAACUCCAUCAAAUGAGCUCUCAAAAAUCACUGUCCAUGACUUGAGUACGGGAUCCCUCUGUGUUGAUCUCUCAGGUACUUUUGAGACCUCAUUGACGUCACAAUCGUCUGGAUCAGGAGAUUCUACCUCGGAUAUGGAUUCAUUGACAGAAGAAGAGGAAAACCCUGAGGAUAAAUUCAUUGAAGUUUUUGCGAAAAGAUACAAGCAGAGACAGAAGGCGAAGGCUAGGGCUAGAGGCCCUUUAAUCCUCUAAUUUUUACCUCUUUAAUGGAUAUUUUUGGUUGGAAUAUUAGAGGUUUCAACGAUUC